This is a messenger RNA of Anarrhichthys ocellatus (wolf-eel), 7216 nucleotides long. RefSeq names its product protogenin homolog a (Gallus gallus) (gene prtga). The record is from RefSeq and is a predicted model, not a curated record. The transcript has 19 exons. Gene Ontology annotation, molecular function: protein binding. Gene Ontology annotation, biological process: cell-cell adhesion. Lineage: Eukaryota; Metazoa; Chordata; Actinopteri; Perciformes; Anarhichadidae. The coding region runs from base 54 to 3638 and encodes 1194 amino acids.
GUGGAGGAAACAACGAUGAGAGAGUAGCAUGCACAGACAAUUAAUGUAGUCAAAUGGCGCCUGUCAAAAGGAAAUUAUAUCAGCGGUUACUGUUCUUUGUCGCUUUUCUUCCAAUCUCAGGUGUUUUAUGCUUUAGCGAGUUAUUUUUCAUCAAGGAGCCCCAUGAUGUCACUGUCAUGCGGAGAGAAGCUGUUAUUUUGGACUGUCAGGCACAUGGAGAGUCACCCAUCGACGUCAGAUGGCUCAAGAAUGGAGUAAAAGUGGUGGAGAACGAACGGGUGUACCAUCUCUCCAAUGGCUCCCUUUAUAUUUCAGAGGUGGAGAGCAGAAGAGGAGACAAAUCAGACGAAGGGCUCUAUCAGUGCCUUGCUCAGAACAAGUAUGGUGCAAUCCUGAGCCAGAAAGCCCGUCUCACAAUCGCAAGUAUUUACGCUUUUGCAAUCCAGCCAACGUCUAUAGUGGUGACUGAAGGCUCAGUUGCCCGGUUUUCCUGCAAAAUCAGUGCACACCCUCCUUCCAUGAUCACCUGGGAGUUCAAUCGGGUCACGUUACCCCUUGCCACUGAAAGAAUCACAGUCCUGCCCAGUGGUGUUCUCCAGAUCCACGGGGUGCAGCGGGCAGAUGCUGGAAAUUACCGCUGCAUCUCCACCAACAUUGCCAGCCGCCGCCGAAGCACAGAGGCCACCCUCACUGUAACCCCAGCUUCCAGGCCCAAGCUUCCCCAGAGGCCACGCAUCAUUGCUGGGCCGCAGAACAUUUCAGUGUCGCUGCAUCAGAGUGCCAUCCUAGAGUGCAUGGCCACAGGCAAUCCCAGACCCAUCAUUUCCUGGAGCCGAGCAGACAGCAAGUCUAUUGAUGUUUACAACACCAAAGUGUUGGGAAGCGGCAACCUCAUCAUCACAGACAUCAAGCCCCAGCAUGGAGGAGUCUAUAUGUGCAGAGCCACCACUCCUGGCACGCGAAACUAUACAGUGGCUUCAGCCAAUAUCACUGUGUUAGCACCACCUUCCUUGGUCGAGUGGCCGGAGAGCCUGACCCGUCCCCGUGCCGGUACCGCCCGCUUUGUGUGUCAAGCUGUAGGAUUUCCAACGCCUCAAAUCACUUGGCUCAAGAACGGAGAGAAAGUUCACUCCAAUGGUCGAAUCAAGAUGUAUAACAGCAAACUGGUCAUCAACCAGAUCAUCCCUGAGGACGAUGCCAUUUAUCAGUGCCAGGCAGAGAACGAGCUGGGAUCGGUCCUCUCCAUGGCAAGGCUCAUCGUGGUGAUGUCUGAGGAUCGGCCGAGUGCUCCCAGGAAUAUCCAAGCUGACACCGUGUCGAGCUCCGCCAUCCUUCUGGCUUGGGAAAGGCCUCAGUAUAACUCAGAUAAAGUUAUUGCUUACUCGGUGCACUACAUGAAGGCUGAAGGAUUAAACAACGAAGAAUAUCAAGUUGUCAUUGGAAACGAUACAACUCGCUACAUUAUUGAUGACCUGGAGCCGGCUCGUAACUACACCUUCUACGUGGUGGCCUACAUGCCCAUGGGAGCCAGUCGUAUGUCGGACAACGUGUUCCAGCACACGCUCGAGGAUGUUCCGCUCCGUGCCCCUGAGCUCAGCCUCACCAGUCGCAGUCCCAUGGACAUCCAAGUAUCUUGGCAGCCCCUUCCAGACAAGCUGAGUCGUGGCCGAGUCUCCGCCUACCGUUUGUCAUAUCGCACCACUACUGAGAAUACAGUUUCACCGAUAGAGCUCCCUGGAGACAAGACCCAGCAUCUCCUGAAAAACCUGCAGCCUGACACCAUCUACCUGCUGCGUAUUGUUGCUGCCACCAGCGUUGGGUGGGGAGAGCAGUCUGUCUGGACGUCCCACCGCACUCCGAAGACAUCUAGUGCUCGAGUUCCUAUGGCUCCAGAGCUGCAUUUGGAGCCUUUAAACUGCACCACCAUCGUGGCGCGUUGGCAGCUCGCACCCAGGAACUCAGCCAGUGUUCAAGGCUACAGACUCUUCUACCAUGAGGAGAGCCAAUCAGAGAGGGCCCCGGUUCAACUGCGUGCCUUGGAUAAUACGUACACCUUCGGAGGGCUUGACCCAAGGAAGAAGUACCACGUUAAACUGCUGGCUUAUAAUUUUGUGGGAGAUGGCUACCAGGCUGACCAGACUAUCAGCACUCCUGGAUGUGUCUCUGUUAGAGAUCGCCUCGUGCCCCCUCCACCUCCUCCUCAUAACGUGUACACCAAGACUAACAGUUCGACCGCGGUGUUUCUGCGCUGGGGUCGACCUGCCUUCACCUCCAGCCAUGCGGUCAACUACACUGUCCGCUGCAACCCAGUGGACCUGCAGAACGCCUCCCUGGUGCUCUACCUGCAGACGAGUGAGCAGAGCCUCCUGGUGCGAGAUCUGGAGCCUAACACCAAGUAUGAAUUUGCCAUUCGCCUUCACAUUGACCAGCUGUCCAGCCCCUGGAGCCCUGUGGUCUAUCAGAGCACUUUCCCCGAUGCUCCCACUCUGCCCCCUUCCAAUGUGAAAGUGACUCUGAUUGAAGAGGACACAGCGCUGGUUUCAUGGAAACCCCCAGAUGAACCCAACGUAGCUGUGACACAUUACACCAUCCUGUAUGCCUCCAGAAACGCCUGGAUAGCUGGGGAAUGGCUAGUGCUGCAAAGAGAAGGAACCAUCACCAUGUCACUGCUGGAGAAGCUAAAGCCUGGCCAGAUUUACUUUGUGAAAGUUUCUGCAUCCAACCACAUGGGUGAUGGGCCGUUUUCUCAUACGAUGGAGCUGACAGUCCAAGCAGAUUUCUCCUCUGGUCAUGAUCCCCGGCUCUCUGGAGGCUCCACCCGCUCCACAGGCUUUUCUGAUGGCUUCUACCACCUGGACCAAAAGUCAAUGACAGGGAUCACUGUUGGAGUCUGCAUCGCUCUCAUCUGCAUCAUCAUCUGCGCUUUCAUCAUCGUCUGCAGAGGGAAAAACAGGAAAUUGUCAGCUGUUAAAACGUACGGAGAAGGAGUGAACACAUCUGCCUCGGCUGCAGGACAUCUGAGCUCUGAGGGACAAGCUGAACAUGCUGAUGUGAGCGUCCCGAUGAUGAGCCAAAACAAUUUCAUUGAUGCCAAGGGUGGAACAAAUCUCAUUAUAAAUUCUCUCGGCCCUGUUCAGUCCAGCACUGAGAAGAAAGAGAAAUGGUUUUCCUUCAGCAGUAAUGUGAAAAAGGACAGCAAAGCAGUGCAGAAUAUGAGACACAGCUCCGCCUCCUACCAUCCCGGGACCACAGUGUUGACCUAUGAAGAGGAGCUUUCGAUGUCUCCAGACCAGCCCACCACCCUGCAGGCCCUGCUCUGGCGUCCCGGUGACUCGGAGGGCUCCUCCAACAGUGAGGGCAGCCACGCAACCGGUGAUUCGGGUCGUUACUCUCACGACGAGACAGAGAUGACCAACCUUUCGUCUGGAACCAGCAGCCGCCCUCCGUCUCUGAUGGCGGAGGACAGCGGAGGUUCGGAAUGCAGCGCCCCCCCUGAAGAGUCAGGAGAGCUGAUGGAGGAAAGUCACACUGACCUUAAGUUAAUGGAGUCUGUGGAGAACACCUGCUGUCGUCAUGAAGAGCAGAGCAGUUCUGAGUCUGCACUUUCUCUCCAAGUGUGUGUGCCUGAGUGUGUGUGAGACUGUGUGUGCGUGUGUGCUUGUGUGUGUGUGUGCUUGUGUGCGUGUGCUUGCUUGUGUGUGUGAAGGCAGUGGUACACUUGCAAAAAAGUCAAACUGCACUAAAAUAGCAAAACAGCUGAGAAGAUCACCUCAUAGAAAUGUCUGUGUGCUCACUGCAGCUUCAUAUUUUUUUGAUUUUUACACUCAAUUAUUCAUCUUCUGGCGAGACUUUGAUGAGAAGAUUGAGACCACUUGGAUAGAAGAGUGGUUUCAAUCUUUUCAUCUAACACGUUCUUGUCUACUCUACUCUAGCGUGUUUCCCAAAAUGUCUAACUGAUCCUUUAACUAUGUAGCAGCCAACAACGGAAGCAAUUCAUUUAAAAAUUCUAAAAUUCAUCCACGUUAACCUCCUGCAGUUAUUUUUGCGUUGUAAGUGUACCACAGGCCUGAAUGUAAGUAUGAGAGAAAGCUGGAAAGAAACAAGGAAAGAAACCUUUUUUCAACCUUUAUCCUGGGCCAACACACAAUGAACAGAAAGCCGACAAAUGCCUUUUACAGUAUAAAAUAUUGGCAGGGAGGGGUCAUUUGAUUUCUUUUACUUAUUUCUUUUUCAUUCAAUGAAUGUCUUUUUCUUUUUUUCUUUAUUUGUCUGUGUAUGUUUUUGAAAAUCUCACCCACCAUGAAUGUUUAAAAAGACUCAAAAAAUGUGACAAAAAGUGACGUUUCUGACAUUAUUUAAGAGAGUUUAUCACUGGAGUGAAAGGGAAGUGUGAGUCCUUUUCACUUAUUAUCUACCUCGGUUUACCUCCGGGUAACCUUCCACUGUAUAUUUAAUAACUACUUAUACCUACGGUUUGUGAUGGGCUGCCUCAGUUUCAUUACAUUUUAUACUUCCUGAUGACUUGUCUUCCGAUUGUCAUCCAAUUUUGUCCUUUUCUCUUACUUUGUCCUGAUUUUACUGGAUGGUAAGGGCGCUGCAGCUCUGUCCUCUCGCUCCACCUGUUGUGAAGGAUGGGAAACAUACAGUUUGUUAUUUAUCUCCUCAGAUGUAGCUGAGGUACUGAGCCAGUAUUAAGUGUUUUUUGAUCAUUUUGUCCAUUGUUGAGUAAUGGUGUGAAAAGAUAAUGAAUGUCUGCUUUUGUUUUGUAUGUCAGUGUGCAGCUGCCCUUGCUAUUCCUGUUUUAUACUACCUCGAUUAAGAAUUUCUUUUAUUGUCUUAUUGUUUUCCUAAACUCAGGGAACAAAGUUUAGAACACUUGAAAAGUCAUGUAGUGUUACAUGCUUAACUGACAGGGUAUCUUCUCAGUACUAAACAGUUGUAGAGUGUAAUAGAGCCUAAUAGAAUGAAUGUAUCUGCCCUCCCCACAGAUGAAACCCCCCUCUGUAGUUUCUCCUCAGGUCCUAUAACGUCUGUUUUUUACAACAGACUCUUUUGUUAUUGACUUCUUCCUUUUUCUUCGUGUAAAGAUUCACACCAGCAGUGCUUGCAGUGGCGUGUCGGUACAGAAAAGCUUUAUAAUUGGCCUUAAUGUGGGAAAGCAUCCCUCAGAUGUGGAAACCAAAGCCUAAUCUUUCUGAGGGAAAAGCUCCACGUGAGGAUGCAAAAUGUGGAGAAUGAUUGUAGUAAAAGCAAUGGAAGUGUUUAAUCAGAGAUGAAAAUGAAGAUUUGAAUGGACACCAUAGAACUAUAUUUUUGUUAGAAGAGAUAGUACUGAGUACACAUUCUAGUUACCUGAAAGUAGUUUUUUUUGUUUUGUUGGAGAGUAGAUAAAGAGUAGCACUUGUUUGCCAAGUAGUUUUGUAUUAUCUGCCAAUGUGCAGCGGUGACUGUGAUGCUAUUAACCAAAGAGUUGUUUGCUCCCUGAGUUUAUUUUAGUCUCUCAACUAAUCUCCGGCAGAAGGUUACUGAGGAAUGUGAAAUAAUCAAAACACGUUAGACCAAAGAUGAAACGCGGCCUUUGAGAUCAGUUGAGCUCCUCAAACGAAGCCUUGCACGUUAGUGGCUUUGACCCGCGGCAAAAAGAAUAAAGAGAGUUGCGGGUUAAAACUCUGAGGAAGUGCCAGCAGGAUAAACAGGCACUUAAUGAUGAUAGAGUGACAAAAAAAUAAUCAACGUUAUGCACACGAAUCAAAUUAUUCUGUCGCAGAGUGCCUCGAAAACUGUUGCAAACAGAUGUCUGUAAAUUGUAGGUGAAAAUUAUUAAAUACAGUAUAUUAUAUUGAGUCGUGUCUGUGUUGCAACAGUGCAGUCCUGUGAAAACGAGCACCCACUGAUUUUUCACCUGAGUGAAACAUAAUUUACAAAAUGAUUUAAAAAGUUUGUAUCUGGGAGAUUUCCUCACGUAGUAGAUCCGUUUUAAACAAGAAAAACAACGAGUAUUUAAAUGUCAUGCCUUUUAUACAGAUAAUUUGAAGAUCUCACAUUUGUUUUCAAUUAUCAUAAAGAUUGUAGAAAGGUCAGUGAGUACUCAAAUGUUUUGACAUAUCUGUAUUUUUAAUCAGAGGAUUCUGCGGAGGAUUCAAUCAUGGAAAACUUUCGGGAUGAAAAGUGACACAAUCAGCUUAACUUUCUUUUAAAAAGCAAACAAUGUAAACCAAAUAUUAUUUUAAGAGGUCACCGUUGCAUAUUGGCAUACUGACAGAGGUCCGUUAAAAAGAAUCCUAUCUUUGUGUGAAAUGUUUUGUCAUUUUCAGUGUUCUCAUAUUACUGUUUAAUAUGUUGUUCUAAGAGAAAGCAGGAUGAAAGCUGUUUCUUCAUCAUUUAUUUCCACUAAAUCAAGUUUUCCUCUUUUAAAAAAACAAAUCUGUUGUCUUUCAAGAUAAAAUGGAUUUUUUUAUACAGUGGAGUCAUGAUUUUCCUUACAAAGUAAAAGAAGGAUAUACGUUUCCAUUUUAACUUGAUCCAUAAUGUGUUCAUAUAUCCUGUAUUGUAUCCAGAAUAUGAAAACAGCUCUUGUGCUUAUUAUCUGACCCCAAAAUGUUCAAGUGAUGCUGUGAAGCUGUGAUAAGAUACUGACCUUUAACUACACACACACAUACACACACAGCUGCUGGAGCCAUACAUGUUCUGAAUUGGGCCUUUUUUAGUUCAUACAUAACACAUAAGUGCUACCUCAGGUUUUUAUUUUUUCAUGUUCCUGUUAAAGGUGCAGAUUAAAUUUACUUGGGUCAUUAAUAUCUGAUUGAGGUCAAGAUCCUCAAACAAAUGUCCCGAGAUGUUGGUCUGUUGUCUUUCAUCUCAUGAAUGGUGUUAUGUUGUCCAAACGUGCAAAUUUAAAGGGAUGAAACACAGAAUCUUGUUGUCCCUUUUUGCAGUACUGUUGUGUUUUGAUAAUGAGGUGGAGCGCUGCGGGUCAUUUUUAGUCAAACUCAGGGAAACCCACAACUGCUCCUCCUCAGUCAGAAAGCAGGUUUAAGUCUUGAAAAUUGAAUGUACCUUUUUGUAAUUAUUAUGUUUUCUGUUAAUGUUUUGUUAUAUUUUGUCUUUGUCAGCAAAGUCACCUGCAAGUUAUUUCUUGUCAAAAAAAAAGGUUUAGUUAGGAUAUUUUAGACAUUGGUUAAUUAUGAAAAAGUCUGAUUCUCAAAUUAAAUAAAAG